AUUUUAUUUCUUUAGUCAGACUAAUAUAGACUUUAUUCUAUUGUGCCUUAAGGUGGUACUGUGAAUUCUCAAAUUACAUAUACGUAACUGUGGGAACUGUGGUACAACCUGGCCUGAACGUAGCUGUCAAAAGAAAUGCUAUGCUGUAAUAUUAUUAUUAAAGUUUACUAUAUUUCGGAAUAAAAUAUAGUGGUUUAUGUUGUUCAUUUAACCGCUUUUAAUAAAAUGAGAUAGCGUUUAAUUCACAAAAUGACUGAAAUCAAGAUAGAAUAUUCAGAUCUGUUAGCGUGUCGUAUUUGCCUCGCGACCGACAGCAAACUGUUUGGAAUAUACGAACACCAACUCGACGAAACUUUUGCCGAUGUGAUGGGCACAGCGUUAUCAGCGUGGGACGGGCUGCCGCAGCACCUGUGUUCCUGCUGUCGGGCGCUCCUGCUCAAGAGCUCUGGGCUCCGGGAGCGCUGCCACCGCGCCCAGGACCUUCUCAAGCAAUUACUGGUUCAUCAACAAUUUUUAACAACAGACUUCAUACGCACCAUAGACAGAAUAUCCAACCAGCUAUCACUCCAUCUAACCAUAGAUAAUCUAGAGCAACCUAUCGAACUCACACAUGACGAAAACCAUAAAGAAUACAUAGAUUUUAUCGACAAUGAACCAACUAUAGCUGAUGAUGUAUAUAAUGAUGUUGAUUCUAUAGAUGAUGAUGAUGAUUUACCUUUAAAACAAAUAGAAAAAAGAAUAUCCCCCGAGGAAAAAGAACCACACAAGAAAGUAUUAAGAAAACGAAAAGUAGUCAAGGAAGUUAAAAAGAGUAGAAAUAUCAAGAAAGUUUCUAAAAUAUCUGUUAAGAAAGUAAAAUCGAAAGAGAAAGAGGUAGAAAAGACAGAGAAGGCUUAUAAGAAAAAAAAGAAGGGAUUCAAAAGGUUUUUUAGCUGUGAAGAGGAUUAUAUUAAGUUUGAGAAUAAUUAUAAUAUCAGUAUAGUUAAGGUAAGCGAAGAAGAGCAACUGAAAGACAUGGAAGCACGCAAGCAGUCGGCCAACUAUGCGCGCGCGCUGCUGCGCUGCGAGAAGUGCUUCAAGGGCUUCCUCUCCGAGGCCACCUUCGAGAACCACCAGAAAGUCCACGACCCGAUAAUGGGUUCAAACGAGUGCCACCUGUGCUUCGCGCGCUUUAAACAUCCGACGCGCCUGCGCCGCCACAUGGAGACACACACUCUCAAGUUUAUUUGCAAACUCUGCCCUCUCGUCACGAGACAUCGAGGUAUGGCCAUGAUGCACUCCGACUUCCACUCGGGCAAGACGUUCGAGUGCAAAUACUGCGGCCUCACCUUCAAAAAGAAGACCACGUUCAACACGCACAUACGUGUGCAGCACCCUUUAGAGAACGCGUCGGGCGGCACGUGCGACGUGUGUGGCGAGACCUUCAUCGGCAAGCGAGGACUGCAGCAGCAUAAGACCAUGGCGCACAGGAAGAUGCCCAUCAAAGAGCUGAAGUGUUCCGUGUGCAGCGUACAGUUUGAGAACCUCGACGCCGUCGUCAGGCACUCCGCAGCUGGCGGGUGCGACCCCAAACUAAGGGCGUGCCCGCAGUGCGGGGACACGUUCCCCGGCGCCGCGCAGCUGGCCGCGCACGCCGCCGGCGCGCACGUCGAGCCCGUCUACAAAUGUGACGACUGCGACAAAUCGUUCGCGACCAAGUCCUCCCUGGGCACGCACGUGGACCGCGUUCAUCUCAAGAUCAAACCCAAGAAGAUUGGCUUCUACAAAUACCACAUGUAUCCCAAGAAGAUGCAGAUCAAGCGGGUUGAAGAAAUCUGUGAGGUGUGCGGGAAGGGAUAUCCGAGCUCGACGUGGCUGAAGUACCACCAGCGCACACACACGGGCGAGCGGCCCUACAAGUGUCCGUCGUGCCCCAAGAGCUACAUGACUCCCGCCGCGCUGCAGAGCCACUCCGUGUCGCACACGGGCGUGCGGCGCUGGCAGUGCGCGGAGUGCCCCAAGACCUUCCUGCACCAGUCCUCCAUCUACAAACAUAAGCUGGUACACACCGGUGAAAAACCGUUCGCCUGCCACAUCUGCAGUAAAACCUUCACGCAGUCGGGCUCGCUCGCCACGCACGUCAAGUACGUGCACAUGAAACUGAAGCCGCCUCCGCGCCGCCGGAGACACCAGCCUGCGUAGUUCAGCUACUAAAUAAAUGUAGUACAUAAAGUGGAGAAAACAUACACGUGCAAUAUCUGUAGCUAAACCGUCUUACAGUUGAACUCGCUUGCCACACACGUCAAGUACGUGCACAUGAAACUGAAGCCGCCUCCGCGCCGCCGGAGACACCAGCCUGCGUAGUUCAGCUACUAAAUAAAUGUAGUACAUAAAGUGGAGAAAACAUACACGUGCAAUAUCUGUAGCUAAACCGUCUUACAGUUGAACUCGCUUGCCACGCACGUCAAGUACGUGCACAUGAAACUGAAGCCGCCUCCGCGCCGCCGGAGACACCAGCCUGCGUAGUUCAGCUACUAAAUAAAUGUAGUACAUAAAGUGGAGAAAACAUACACGUGCAAUAUCUGUAGCUAAACCGUCUUACAGUUGAACUCGCUUGCCACACACGUCAAGUACGUGCACAUGAAACUGAAGCCGCCUCCGCGCCGCCGGAGACACCAGCCUGCGUAGUUCAGCUACUAAAUAAAUGUAGUACAUAAAGUGGAGAAAACAUACACGUGCAAUAUCUGUAGCUAAACCGUCUUACAGUUGAACUCGCUUGCCACGCACGUCAAGUACGUGCACAUGAAACUGAAGCCGCCUCCGCGCCGCCGGAGACACCAGCCUGCGUAGUUCAGCUACUAAAUAAAUGUAGUACAUAAAGUGGAGAAACCAUACACGUGCAAUAUCUGUAGCUAAACCGUCUUACAGUUGAACUCGCUUGCCACACACGUCAAGUACGUGCACAUGAAACUGAAGCCGCCUCCGCGCCGCCGGAGACACCAGCCUGCGUAGUUCAGCUACUAAAUAAAUGUAGUAGAGACAGUGCAUAAAGUGGAGAAACCAUACACGUGCAAUAUCUGUAGCUAAACCGUCUUACAGUUGAACUCGCUCGCCACGCACGUCAAGUACGUGCACAUGAAACUGAAGCCGCCUCCGCGCCGCCGGAGACAUCAGCCUGCGUAGUUCAGCUACUAAAUAAAUGUAGUACAGACAGUGCAUAAAGUGGAGAAACCAUACACGUGCAAUAUCUGUAGCUAAACCGUCUUACAGUUGAACUCGCUUGCCACACACGUCAAGUACCACAUGAAGUUCAAGCCGCCGCUGGAGACACCAGCCCGCGUAUUCCAGCCACGGAACAGAUAAUAAUACUAUAGGGGGAUUACGUUGUGAAACCAUACAUAUGCGAUAUCUGCAGCGAAAACUACAGCCGGUUUUACGUGAUCAAUUUAAUCUCAAGUCUUUUGCGAAUAGAGCUAUGGUUCACACCACUUGCUGGUUUAGCGCUAAUUACUGAGAAUUUCUUACAGUGAUAAAAGAUGGGGUAAAAUUUGCAGAAGUUACCGCUGGUAAGAAGUGGGAAUAAUCCCAAAACGAAAUGGUAUCUCAAAUGUUUGUAACAAA
Cydia pomonella (codling moth) is the source of this 3600-nucleotide messenger RNA. RefSeq names its product zinc finger protein 883-like. NCBI's taxonomy places the organism in Eukaryota, Metazoa, Arthropoda, Insecta, Lepidoptera, Tortricidae. The record is from RefSeq and is a predicted model, not a curated record. Gene Ontology annotation, biological process: regulation of transcription by RNA polymerase II. Gene Ontology annotation, molecular function: zinc ion binding; RNA polymerase II transcription regulatory region sequence-specific DNA binding; DNA-binding transcription factor activity, RNA polymerase II-specific. The coding region runs from base 250 to 2181 and encodes 643 amino acids. Gene Ontology annotation, cellular component: nucleus. The transcript is spliced from 12 exons.